CAAGUGGCCAAAGAAUUAUGUUAAAUCUCUUAUAAUUAUGUUAAAAUUAUAAUAAGACAAAAAUGAAGGGCAGUAUAGGGAUGGGUUUUCUCCAUCAGGAAAAAAAACAAGGGAGAUUUGGUCCCACCGAUGCAAUGCCCAUUUGCUGGAGGAUGCCAAAUCAUUUGCUGGGUGCAAGGUGGAGAGAGUUGAAAGAGGGAACAGACUCAGGUUGGCCUGACAAGAAGCAGGGGUCCUCUCUCCUGCCACGAGGACAGACAUUUUCCACCAGCACAAGGGAGGCCUUGAAGAUUUUGGAGCCAAGGUGUGACCUGAUCAGAAAUUACUUUGAGAAAGGUCACACAGGGUGUGCCCAAGAACGGAAAGGCAGGCAUUAUCCAUUCUCCCUGGUGACCUGGCCCCAGAGACCUUUAUCCGAAAUCUCCAAGCCAGGGAUUUACUACGAAGAUUUCAGGGGAAAAAACGUUCAAACCCAUCCCCUACUACUUGAAAAACUUGUCUGUAGACUCAAGAGCCCACCACGUGGGUCAAUGGUAGGUUUACAGACCUCUCUCCUUGGGGCCUCGGUACCCACGAGAAAAUGAGAAUGGAUCAGCUCAGCGGACAAACAGUUGCCAGGGUAGGGAACUGGCUGAGUUAAUCAGGUUAACAUCGAGGCCCCCAGACCUAAUUAACCCAGGUGCUGACGUGUCCACACACACACACCCCGUGGGCUGCCCCAUCUUGAUGCAAAUUUUUUAAAUGGGGCCACCGCAAAGGGUCAGAACUCCAAGCACAGAAUCUUUCCCCUCCCCUCCGCCCCUAGGGCAGGUCAGUUUUCUUUCAAUUCCGCCCUAGCCACCCAUUGCUCUCCUUUUCUUAUACUAAGUGGGUCCUCCCGGCCCCCAGGCGUCCACUCCCGACUCCGCCCUGGGCGUGGGGGCUGGACAUCUCUUCCCACCUCCAGGGUCACAUUGCGCAAGCGAUUCCACCCCAGGCAAGGCGGGGGGUCUGAGGAUUGCCACCGUUACUACUGUUAUUCUCUUGGUCAUUACUAUUUUCCCGGGGGAGCACCCCGCCUUCCCCCGGCUCCCGACCCCUUCCGCUGGGACCUUCCCGCUGCCGGUGUUCGGGACCGGCGUCCCUCAUACAGGCGUUCGGGGCCAAAACGUCCCCGCGGCCCGCGUUGCCGGCGCUGUCCCGCCUCUUCCCACCGCUCCGGGACUUGCACGGGGGUAGGCGUCCCGGGCCGGGGCCGGGGAGAGGAACCUGCUCAGGAUCCCCCACCAGCACCCCCUACUCACCGAGGUCCGCGGCUGCUGGCGCCCCCACUUCCGCCUGCGCCCCCGCUGCAGAGGCCCGGGCGGGCCGUGAGCCGCGGAGCCUGGGUUCCGCCCGCCUCGCCGCCACUGCCCCACGUGGUCGAGGGUCGGCCCGUAGGCUCAGAGCGAGCACAGCCAGGGGCGCCACCCCGCUGGCGGCUUUGCUGGACACUUUGAUCCGAUCAGCCAGCCUGAUCAGGGGUGUUUGGGAUGCCCAUUUCAGGGAGGAAGAAACUGAGGCUCAGAGAGGGGAAGACUUCCUCCCAGCUGGGUUAAGAGCAGAGCUUGGCCUGGCCUUUUCACCACCCCCUCCCACGCAUAUACACUCUUACCCUUUACCUCUAGUCGGAACCCCAUCUCCUCCACCUGAAACCCUGAGAUCAUGCUUUCAGCAGCAACAUACGAAGGAAAGGGCUUAGAGUGCAGUGGCUGUGCUGGAUUGGAGGCCAUUAUUUCAUCUUGCAGCCCCAAUUUACAAAAGGGGAAACUGAGGCCCUGAGUGGGGAAUGUGAACCUUGCGACUCAGGGCCCAGUCACCAGAACUCCACACCGGGUUCCACUUAGGCAGGGACCCCAUGGGCUUCUGCUUUCCACUAGACUCCCAAGGCCUAGUGUCCGGCCAGCACACAGAUAGUUGCUCUGCAAAUAUCUGUUGGAAGAAUGUCAGGCACAUAGUAGGAGCUCAAAAAUAUUUGUUGACUUAACUAUGAAUGAUUAGGGCUAUAUUUGUAAAGAAGACAGACUCCCAUCUUGCCUCUCAGAACCUACAUUCUAGUGGGGGUGGGAAGGACGGGAUAGGGUGUAAAUGAGCAAAUAUAUAAACAAGAUUUUUCAGGACCUGAUAAAAAUCAUGUAAAAAGAAUUAAAUAAGGGCAAUGUGAUAGCGAGUGGCAGUCUUGGGGAAGCUUAAAAUUAGAUGAUCAGAGGAGGUGGCAUUUAAGAAGAAGCCACCUUAGAUAACCCUCUGGUUCCAACUUCCCCUCUUUUGACAGAUGGAGAAACUGAGGCCCAAGAGGGAACUGGGGACAGAUAGAGGUCAUCUAGUGUAAUUUGCAAGGCCUUCAGCAGGGUGGGGCUACUUUAGAUAGUUGGUCAGGGCCCUCUGCUCUCUGGAGGACAAUUGGGCUGAGACCUGAAUAACAAUACGUAGAACUCCAAGCGCUCAGCAUCUGAAAUCAACAUCUGGGCUGGGGACACCUGGGGAGGACACAUUCUGGCCCUGACCUCAGGGGCUUGCGUUGUGUGUGGGGGGGAGGACAGUCAACAAACAGUUCUAUGCUAUAAUGUGGUCAGUGCCAGGAAGAAAAGAACACUUGUAAAAGAUUGAGGGUGGGGCAGGGUGUCAAUGCCACUUCAAACAGGAGCAGAGAGAAUUGCUUAGAGCAGGGAAGUUCAAGGGGGCCAGAGUGGAGGCAGGUGAGGUGCUUGACUAUUUGGUUUUAAUGAUGACUCCAGGUCUGGGAACAGGGUAGAUGUAUAUGAUAACAACCCUCCUAUGCUCAAAACCCUUCCAAGGCUUCUGUCUCAGGAAAACCAAAAGACCUUAAAAUACUUAAAAGACCCUUCCAGAUGUGAUGUGCCCCUUUUUUCCCCCUCACUACACUCAAUCCCCCGCCCUCAUUUCCUCCCCUUCCUUGUCACUCCUGCAUCCACAGGUCCACUGGCUGGCUGCCUCACCUAACCUCAGGCCUCAGUUCCACCGUGCCCUUUCCGGGAACGGGGAGAAAACUGAAGCCCCCACCCCACCCCCGUAACCCUGUCCCCACUCCUAGCUUUAUUUUGCUCCAUGGCACUUGUCAUCAUGAAAGGCACUCUACGUUUUACAUAGUUAUCUUGUUUACAGUGUGUCCCCCACGGUAUAAACUCCGUGAAGGCAGGGGUUAUUUAUUGUUUUGUGUACUUGUGUAUCCUCGGUGCUUAGAACAGAGCCUGGUGCACAGGAGGCGCUCAAUAAAUGUUUGCAGAAUGAAUUUUUAUUGCAAUGCAUUUAAUGAAAUAGUCCAGAUUACUCUUGGGCACCUAUUAAGAAACGUGGCCUACCAUUUUCCCGCUUGGGGGUGUGUGUGGGCAUCCUGUGCCUCAGUUGCGCCCGCCGUAAAAUGGGAUCAGGAAUAGCUGUUUCCAUGCCUUGUUGUGGGAAUUCGGUGUGAUUAAGAUUGGUCACUAAAGCCAAACACCACGUAGAUUAAGCGUGUCUAGCUGCAGAGCCCCUGCGGGGCCGUCCCGUCCCCUCCCAACAAGCCCCGCCCCGGUGGGCGGAGCCACGGCCCCGGCCAGCACGUGUAAGAGUUCCCGGCGGGUCGCCGCAGUCACUCACCUGAGCGCCUGGGUCAGAGCGCGCACGGUACGCGCGUCCUCCGCCCGCGCCGUCCUCCGCCCGCCCGGCCGGCCUGCGACUCAUGUCCCGCCGCAAGGCCGGCAGCGCGCCCCGCCGAGUAGACCCCGAGCCUGCCGCCAACCCAGACGACGAGAUGGAGAUACCGGACCUCGUCAUCGACGUGAAGCCUGAGCCAGACCCUCGGCCCCUACCGGCCCCGUGGCGGAGGCCCUUUUCCCCGAAGGAGGUGCCCGCGUCGGGGCGGUUCGGGGGCGAGCCCCGCGGCUCUCCUGGCCCCAUGCCCGCCGGGGCCGCCCUCCGCGCCCUCGGCGCGCGGAACUCGGGGGCCUUGUGGACGCCACUGACCCCGAACCCUCCGGACCGCCAGCCUUGGGCCGACAAACACCCAGAUCUGUUGACCUGCGGCCGCUGCCUGCAGACUUUCCCGUUGGAGGCCAUCACUGCCUUCAUGGACCACAAGAAGCUGGGCUGUCAGCUCUUAAGAGGCCCCAGCCCCUGCCAGGGCUCAGAACAAGAGGACCUAAAGGCUUUGAACUGCCUCCGUUGUGGCAGACAGUUCACAAGGGCCUGGAAACUGCUACGCCACGCCCAGUGGGACCACGGACUGUCCAUCUACCAGACGGAAUCGGAGGCCCCAGAGGCCCCAUUGCUGGGCCUGGCCGAAGUGGCCGCAGCUGUGUCGGCAGUGGUGGGGCCGGCAGCUGAGGUCAAGAGCCCCCAGGUGAACAGCCUCAGCCGGCGGAGCCCCACCUGCCUUGUAUGCAAGAAGACCCUCAGCUCCUUCAGCAACCUCAAGGUGCACAUGCGCUCACACACGGGCGAGCGGCCCUAUGCCUGCGACCAGUGUCCCUAUACCUGCGCCCAAAGCAGCAAACUCAACCGCCACAAGAAGACCCACCGGCAGCUGCUGCCCCAGAGUCCCUGCAUGGCUGACACCAGCCAGGAGCAGGCCUCCGCAGCCCCUCCGGAGCCAGCCGCCCAUGCCGCGGCCCCAGCCAGCACCCUGCCAUGCAGCGCUGGUGAGGGGGCUGGAGCAGCCGCCACAGCGGGUGUCCAGGAACCUGGGGCUCCGGGCAGUGGGGCUCAGGCGGGCCCUGGCGGGGAUGGCUGGAGAGCUGUCAUCAAGGAGGAACAGAGAAUCGACCCUGCAAACAGUCAGAAGACAUCACCCAAGAAGAUGCCCAAGUCAGUGGGUAAGAGCCGUGGGGCCGGAGCCAGCUGCGAGUUCUGCGGGAAGCACUUCACCAACAGCAGCAACCUGACCGUGCACCGGCGCUCGCACACUGGGGAGCGGCCCUACGCCUGCGAGCUCUGCUCCUACGCCUGCGCCCAGAGCAGCAAGCUCAACCGCCACCGCCGCAUGCACGGCCUGGGGCCGGGCAGCACCCACUUCGAGUGCCCCCACUGCUGUGUGCCCUUCGGCCUUCGUGCCACCCUGGACAAACACCUGCGGCAGAAGCACCCGGAGGCCAUUGGGGAGGCCUGAGCACAGGCAUGCCCUCCCUGCUGUCCCUGGUACGUGACUGUUGACCCCCGCCCCGCCCCCCCUGCAAGUAAAUUGUCCUUGUUAUUUACA
Messenger RNA from Lemur catta (Ring-tailed lemur), 5215 nucleotides. RefSeq names its product zinc finger protein 296 (gene ZNF296). NCBI's taxonomy places the organism in Eukaryota, Metazoa, Chordata, Mammalia, Primates, Lemuridae. The record is from RefSeq and is a predicted model, not a curated record. The coding region runs from base 3701 to 5125 and encodes 474 amino acids. The transcript has 3 exons. Gene Ontology annotation, molecular function: DNA-binding transcription factor activity; RNA polymerase II cis-regulatory region sequence-specific DNA binding. Gene Ontology annotation, cellular component: nucleus. Gene Ontology annotation, biological process: regulation of transcription by RNA polymerase II; negative regulation of dendrite development.